Messenger RNA from Aquila chrysaetos chrysaetos, 2980 nucleotides. Its product is annotated as putative P2Y purinoceptor 10. Bases 783 to 1895 code for a protein of 370 amino acids. Gene Ontology annotation, biological process: positive regulation of Rho protein signal transduction; phospholipase C-activating G protein-coupled receptor signaling pathway. Gene Ontology annotation, cellular component: membrane. Lineage: Eukaryota; Metazoa; Chordata; Aves; Accipitriformes; Accipitridae. The record is from RefSeq and is a predicted model, not a curated record. Gene Ontology annotation, molecular function: G protein-coupled receptor activity. The transcript is spliced from 3 exons.
GGCUAACCAAGCUCCCAAGAAAAUGAAGGAAAAUUACUACCUUCCAAUAGCUUACACUGGCAGUUUUCAGUUUUCCUUUAGCAAGCACUUAGUGGAAGAGUUUUGCUUCUGUAUUUUAUAGUUUUUAGCAAGCAAAUGGCAAGUGACUGUGGAUAAAAGCAGAAGCAGCUCAACUGAAGGACGGUGUCACCUAACACAACUUCUGUGCAGAAAGAAGGAAAGAAAUCCGCAUCCAAGGUCUCCAUUGCGUGGCAGUUAGAUCUAACGACGUCAUUGCCUUCCCAGUUGUUUUAAUGUCAUUAGCUGUACAUAUUUUGUGUGGUGAAGAGAAACAAAAUACAGGAUUUCCUGCUCUGCAGCCACUGUACUGGGCUGCAGAUGCCGGCAGGAUUCCAGCUCUCCGAGAACAUGUGGAAGUUUAACGAGGAGUCGCUGGGACUGGGAUUGCUGCGAAAAUCCGUAGGAAAUAAAAGCAGAAAGCUCACUCCUCCUGCUCUCUAGCAUGGAUGUCACCCCCCCGAAGGAUGGGAGUCAUAGGAAGAUGAUGCUACAGGCCCUUGGUUUGUAACCUGCUGCUGCUGAAUUGCCUCUUCCCGAAAGAACAGACCGUUUCCUCAUGGGCUCUGCUCGCGAAUGGCAAAAUCCAUCACCUCUCCGGAGAGCUGCACGAGUACCUGUGAACUCCCCAUGACCCACUAAUAUCCUCAGCGCUGGCUGGAUGAGGUGAAAUGGAAACCCUCCACCCACCUUAAUCACCCCAUGAGCAAAGAGACUCAGGUGAGAUGGAGAGCAACGUGUCCUCCGGGAACUGUACCGAUCCCCAGAUGUCCUUCCAGUCCACCCUGUACGCAACCACGUACACCAUCAUAUUCAUCCCCGGCCUCCUGGCAAACAGCGCUGCCUUAUGGGUCUUGUGUCGCGUCAUCAGCAAGAAGAGCAAAGCCGUCAUCUUCAUGAUCAACCUGGCCGUGGCCGACCUGGCUCACGUCCUCUCGCUGCCCCUACGGAUGUAUUACUACAUAAACCACACGUGGCCGUUUGGAAGUUUUCUUUGCCAGGUUUGCUUCUACCUGAAGUACCUCAACAUGUAUGCCAGCAUUUGCUUCCUCACCUGCAUCAGCAUCCAGCGGUACCUCUUCCUCCUCCAUCCCUUCAAAGCCAAGGACUGGAAGCAGCGGUACGACGCAGCCAUCAGCGCUGCCGUCUGGCUCUUCGUCGGGGCAGCGUGCCUACCCCUGCUCAUAGUGAGGAGCCCAGCCUUGUCCAACAGCACAAACACGUGCUUCUCAGACCUGGGGGUGAAGCAGCUGAGCCCAGGAGCCUCCAUUGCGCUGGUGACGGUAGCGGAGCUGUUUGGGUUUGUCAUCCCCUUCGGCAUCAUCGCCUGCUGCACUUGGAAGAUGUGGCAGUCGCUGCGGGAGUGUCCAACGCAGCUGCAAAACACUAGCGAGAAGCAGAAGGCUUUGCGCAUGGUCUUGAUGUGCGCGGCCGUCUUCUUCAUCUGCUUCACCCCCUACCACAUCAACUUCCCGUUCUUCAUGAUGGUGAUAGAGAACAUCAUCCAGGACUGUGCCGUUCACAGGAGCACGCUCCGCUUCCACCCCAUCUCCCUCUGCCUGGCGAGCCUCAACUGCUGCCUGGAUCCGGUCCUCUACUACUUCAUGACCUCCGAGUUCCAGGACCAGCUGCUGCACCACAGCUGUGCUGCCCUGCGGGCUUGGUUCACACGCCGCGGGAGCAGCCUCUCCAUCACCGAAACUGGCCACGACAUUCGUAUGAAGAGAAAUCUUCCGCGCUUUAAGUUUUGGUCUCUUCCCAAGUUCUUCGGCCGAAUAAACAGCAUGGAAAUCCCCCCCAUGCCACCCGACGAGCUUCUGCUGGAGUCCAUCUCUUGAAACAUAAGCCAUUUCUGUCCAUGUACGUGCUUCUUAUAGCUUGAGUGAAGAUUGCGUUAGGUCUCCAAAUAAGUCUUGAAUUACCCUUGUGCGCAACGGAUGCCAGGAUCUGACCUAAAGGGACAUUUUGAUGCAAAAAGACUUGCUGGUUCCGUUGUUGCUGCUGGGAACUGUUUGCCUUACAGCUUUCUCCAUCAUGAUGUUGUUAAAAUACCCCAAACAGCUGUCACCGAUGCCCGUACUUCUCCUGUGCUGAACUGCAGCCGGGUUCAGGUCCCUCUCAUUUCUGUUGUUUCAGUGCUUCUACAUAUUUGUCAUUUUUGAAAGUCCUUCUGAAUCCUUAGGUGUAAGCAGGCGGCUCAGCCUCAGCACGGCUCAGGCAGGUAGCACCAGGGGAGUUUCAGCUCCAGCCACAGCCACCUGUGGCCCAUGGUGACUUACAGCAUCUGACACACUCGUGUGAGGCUCUAGAUCAGGACAGUUAGUUAUCUCCAUGUAAACUGAACCUCUUUCCAUCGCAAAAAUCAAUCAUCUGGACCUAAUCUAGCCUAAUCCGGACUGCAAGACUAUAACUUUACCAACAUAUAUCAAGCAAAAAGUAUUAACCUAUAUCCACAUCAGUGUUAAAGGGAGUUUUCAAAUGAACUGGGCUCAGCUCAUGCUACUGAAAAAGGUACCCAGAGCUGAGCAAGGAGUCUGCCUGGCUCCUGGGAGCUACGCGAUGCUCAACUGAUUAUGAGGGGAUGAACACUUGGAAGACAGACUGUGACUGGAUAUGCCACAAGCAAAGAGGAAAGAUGAAGGCCAUCUCCCAGGGCACGUUUACUCGCAGAGACCUGGCACAAGCAGCAGGAGGGAGGACUAGUAUUUGGCCUUGCCUUGUGUUAUUAGGAGUCUUGUGUUAUUUGGCAUUUUGCUAAAGCCUGUGGUUGCAGAUUAAGAUGUUAUCCAAGCCUCUCAGUUUUGCUUUAAAAAACAGAAAAGGUCUCAGCCCUCACUAGGUACCGAGAAAAGUUUACAAAACUGACCAAAGUGCAUCCUUAAAGCUUCAAACUUGGGAGGAAAUAAAAUGAUCUCAACACAUA